Messenger RNA from Boleophthalmus pectinirostris (great blue-spotted mudskipper), 10426 nucleotides. RefSeq names its product Fras1 related extracellular matrix 3 (gene frem3). Gene Ontology annotation, biological process: cell communication. Gene Ontology annotation, cellular component: membrane. The record is from RefSeq and is a predicted model, not a curated record. NCBI's taxonomy places the organism in Eukaryota, Metazoa, Chordata, Actinopteri, Gobiiformes, Gobiidae.
AGAAGGGUAGAAUGGUGUUUUCUGCACGGGGGCUCUCCCCCACUCCUGUCCAAUGACUCGUCUUAAAUUAGCCAUGGGGGCCGGAGGCUCCCUCCCAGUGCUGACAGAAGGAGGAGCCAGAGCCUGUCACUGUCUACUGUUUCAUUAUUACCUGCAAAGCCCUGUAGCAUUUACCACACUGUGUGUCUGUGUGGCCACGGCAGCACAGAGAGGAGCAGAGAGGAGCAGCCAGAGCUGAGGGCCAGAUCAUCACAGACUUUUUACAUUUUUGUUCUGUUUAACCAAAUACGGACUCUGUCAUUGCCUGAACCAUUGUGCAGGACAACUAGCGGUGGACAUGGCUGGUUGUCUGCAGAGUUACAGACUUUGUAAAAAGCAGACACUUCUGCUUCUUACAUUUAUAUUGUAUUUGGGUGCAGUGGGUGCAGAGCCAUUUGAGCGCGCUCACUUGUAUCAGCACAGAACUGGACCUAAUGAAGACACUAUCAUUGUAGCCAAUAAUGGGAUCAGGGUGCCAUUAGGACGCUCUGUGUUUUUGGACCCUGUCAAUGACCUGGUGACAGAAGUGGAGCCUGGAGACCGCUGCCACAUCACAGUUUUGGACAAUGACCCUUUAUCCCAAAAGCCUGGGAUGCUUUCCCCUAAAAAGUUCCCUUGUUCUUUUGGACCAGAGGAAGUCAAAUACACUCACUUUGGAUCGCGGAGCCCCAGCAAAGACCGGGUCAAACUCCAGCUCCGGUACGACUCUCAGACAGACACUGUGAUUAUUCCCUUCAUGCUGGAGGUAGAAGUCGUCUUUCAGCAGCUUGAGAUCUUGACCAGGAAUAUGCCCAUAAAUGUAGAAAAGCUCAAUGGUGAGAGUAGCCCAAUUGACAAAAAAGGCCUGGAGUUCUCCUAUGAAGAUGACGUGACUCAGUGUAAGAUUACCACACUGGUCGGCGCUGGAGGUCUCCCCAGGUAUGGCACUCUUUUGAAUAAUCCUGCCAAUGGCCAAAUGAUUGACUGUGAUGAGUUUGUGAAAAUGGGCGUUGUGUACAAGCACAUAGCUACAACCAAGUCACCAAACAGAGACUAUGUUCCAAUGAUGAUAGAGUUGCAGGAUAAGGAUGGCAGCACUAUUAUGCAAGAACAUUUCCAGAUGAUGGUUAGAAUCAGAGAAGGUGAAGAGAAUACCGCUCCAAAGCCCAGUUUUGUGUCUAUGAUGAUGGUGGAGGUUGAUCAGUUUGUAAUGACAGCGAUCACCAGUGACAUGUUAGCAGCAGAAGAUGUGGAGUCAAAUGCAGAUGACUUAAUUUUCAAUAUAACUUCACCUUUGAAUCCACAGCAGGGCUACAUUAUCAGCACUGACGACCAAAACUUACCGAUAACCUCGUUUUAUCAGAGAGACAUUAAAGAUCUCAAAAUAGCCUACAAGCCACCUUCAGAGGACUCAGAUGUAGAGAGGAUAUUCCAGCUAGAGUUUGAAAUUGUAGACACGGACGGCGCAGUUUCUGAUCCUUUUGCUUUUAUGAUUGUGGUGAAGCCUAUGAAUACUUUGGCGCCCGUAGCUACCAGAAAUACCGGUCAGCUUUUGUUUGAAGGCCAGUCCCGUCCACUGUCCAGCUCCCAGAAUUUAGAGAUUAGUGAUGAGGACAAUUUAGAAGAUGUAAGAAUAACUGUCGUUGACGGUUUAAAGCACGGAGAACUCACAGUUCUCGGGAGUCGAAGGAAGUUUUUCACGCCGGCUGACUUGGAUGCAGGCAUUGUGGUGUACCAGCACGACGGCAGCGACACUUACAGCGAUAAUAUUAUUUUUAGAAUGACUGACGGCAGUAAUGAAGUUGAAUUUUUGUUCCCUAUUACAAUCGCGCCGACCGACGACGAGCCCCCGAUUAUCAACGCGAACACUGGUCUCGUUUUGUUCAAAAAUGAAGUCAUGCAAAUCUCCCCUUUUAUUCUGAGCGCCACAGAUAUCGAUUCUGAAGAUUCCACAAUUAAGUUUAUCCUAGAAGCACCGUAUUCAACAGUAGGAGAGCUGCUGCUAAGACAAAUAGAAGCGCCUUCGAACCCGUCGCUUUGGAAAUUCAGCGAGACGGACGAGAUGUUUGAGCAAGUAGUUACGGAGUGGUUCCAGCAGGACAUUCUCGACGGAAAGCUGUUUUACCGUCACAUCGGCCCUCACAGCACCACCACCGUUAUCGACCACAUUUUAUUCCGAGUGCAAGACGAUAACGAUCCUCCUAACCAAUCUGGAGAAAACGCGUUUACAGUUAAAAUCCACCCCGUCGACGAUAUAGCUCCCGAACUUUGCACAGGCACCACUCUGCACAUGACAGUCCAGGAGUAUGAGCUGACCGUGUUCAAAAAGAAGUUCUUGUGUUAUACUGAUUUAGAUUCUGAUGACAGGGAUCUUAAAUACACCGUUGUUAAACCACCAACAGAUACCGAUGAGAAUAAUCCAGCUCCCUUGGGUGAAAUUGUCCUAACUGACAACAAUGAUGUUAUAAUUACAGAGUUCACACAGGCUCAGAUUAAUCACCACAAAAUUGCCUACAAGCCACCUGACCAGGAGCUUGGAAUCACCCCAAAAGUUGCCCAGUUCACUUUUAUUGUUGAAGAUACAGCUGGAAACACGGCAGAUGGACUUUUCACUAUUUUCCUUCAGCCUGUAGAUAACAAACCACCGCUUAUAAUCAACACAGGUUUCACACUUAUGGAAAGAAGUCCGUAUGUGAUAACGAAAAAAGAGCUGCACGCCACUGACACCGACACAGAUGACGAUAACAUUGUUUUUACCAUUGUACAAGUUCCUCAGUUUGGAAAGUUUCAGUUUUUCGGAAUCGAUAUGACCAAUGGGGAGACGUUCGUGCUUGAAGAUAUCGCAAACGGCCGUCUCGCUUACGUCCACGGUGGAGAAGAAUCUGUCAGCGAUAGCAUUAAGUUAGAGGUCAGCGAUGGGUUCCAUGAGGUGCCGAUCACAGUUAAGAUCACGAUCGAACCCGUAGAUGACGAGACGCCUACGAUUAUGCUUCCAAACGGUGUCCUUGGGGCUUCUAUCGACGUGCUGGAGAAUGGGGCGACUGAGAUUACAAGCAACGUGAUCCAAGGUCGCGAUGAGGACACGGACGACCUCAUGCUCACUUUCAUUGUAGAAGAACCUCCUCGACUUGGGGAGAUCCUUGUGAACGGUGCUCCCGCUGAACGCUUCACGCAGGCGGAUAUCAUCAAUGGCGUCGUGGUGUACGCUCACACUUCUGGAGAAAUCGGACCAAUCAAAGAAUAUGACUCUUUCAAUCUUACUUUGUCAGAUAUGUCCGAUCAGUGGGUGGUUGGAGGUAACAAAGUUCAAGGGGUAACGGUCCAUGUCACCAUUCUUCCGGUGGACAGCAUCUCUCCUGUUGUGAGCGUAGGAGAGCAGUUCGUUGUAGUGGAAGGAGAAAAGAACGUCAUAACACCUGCCCAUAUCCAAGCUGAAGAUAUUGACACGGACAAUGAGGACAUCCUCUGCACUAUUUUAGUUCAGCCGUCUUCUGGUUAUGUGGAGAACAUCUCGCCAGCUGCGGGCUCAGAGAAGUCCAGAGUAGGCACUGCCAUCACAGCGUUUAGCAUGAAAGACAUCGCGCUUGGUCAUAUCUACUAUGUCCAAAGCAUCCACAAGGGGGUGGAGCCUACAGAAGACCGCUUCACCUUCCGCUGCUCGGACGGUAUUAACUUCUCAGAGCGUCACUUUUUCCCCAUUGUCAUAAUUCCAGCGAAUGAUGAGAAACCUGAGCUUUUUGUGCGUGAGUUUUUAGUGAUGGAAGGCAUGAGUUUAGUUAUCGACACGCCCAUUCUAAACGCCGUUGACGCUGACAUACCUGGAGACGAACUGAGCUUUGAGAUCAUCAAGAACCCCAAGCAUGGAGCCAUAGUCCAACAACUCAGCUCUGGCACCAUCCCCGUCGUGACGUUCGACCUUGAGCAAAUCAAAGAGGCAUCCAACAUUGUCUAUGAACAUGACGAUUCUGAAACCAAAGAGGAUAGUUUUGUUAUCAAGCUUUCGGACGGAACACACACGGUAGAAAAGACCGUUCUCAUUAUGGUCAUCCCUGUCGACGACGAGACUCCAAGGAUGGCUAUCAACGAUGGGCUUGAUGUUGAAAUUGGAGAAACGAAAAUGAUCACUAACAGAGUCUUGAAAGCGACAGACCUUGACUCAGAAGAUAAACAUCUGACUUAUAUUGUGCGUUAUGGUCCAGGACAAGGGUAUCUUCAGCGUAUCACCAAGCUUGGAGACGUUUUAGGCAAUAUUACAGUGGGCAUGAACUUCACGCAGGAUGAAGUUGACAACCAGCUCAUCCAGUACGUCCACACUGGUCAGGAAGGUAUUCGCGACCUGCUUAAGUUCGAUGUCACCGACGGCAUAAACCCGCUUAUCGAUCGCUACUUUUACAUCAACAUUGGCAGCAUCGAUAUGGUCUUCCCAGAUGUUAUCAACAAAGGCGUGACUCUCAAAGAAGGCGGUAAAGUGACGCUAACUACAGACCUUCUCAGCACCACGGACAUCAACAGCCCCGACGAAUACCUCACGUUUAGCAUCACAAGAGCACCCAGUAGAGGCCAUCUUGAGUGCACCGACCACCCGGGUGUUCCCAUAUCGACUUUUACUCAGCUGCAGCUUGCCGGGAACAAAAUUUAUUACAUCCACACUUCUGACGACGAGAUGAAAAUGGACAGCUUUGAGUUUGAGGUCACAGACGGGUUCAAUCCGGUCUUCCGUACGUUCAGAGUGUCAAUUACAGAUGUGGAUAACAAAAAGCCAGUUCUCACCAUUAAUAAACUGUUCGUAGAAGAGGGUCAAACUAAGCUCAUCACUCCAUUUGAGCUGACAGCUGAAGAUCGCGAUACUCCAGAUAAGUUUUUGCGGUUUAUCGUGACACAGGUCCCGGUACAUGGACAGCUCCUUUUCAACAAUUCUCGCUCAAUCAUUUCCUUCACCAAACAGGACCUUAAUGAAAACUUAAUUAGCUACAAGCACGACGGCACGGAGACCAACGAGGACAGCUUCUCCUUCACUGUCACAGAUGGAACCCACAACGACUUCUACGUAUUCCCGGACACUGUAUAUGAAACCCGCAAACCCCAGAUGAUGACCAUUCACAUCAACACAGUGGACAACGGUGUGCCCCAGAUCGUGGUGAACAAGGCCGCUGCUUCGCUCAAGCUUCUCGGGACCGGUCACGUUGGUUUCCUGAUCACCGGAAAAUUUCUGAGAUCUGAAGACCGCGACAGCAACCAGAGGGUUCUUAAGUACGUCAUCACGGAGGCUCCUCAUCACGGCUACAUCAUGAACACGGCGCUGGGCAAUGACAGCAUCCAGACCUUCACGCAGGCUGAUAUCGACGAGAUGAAGAUCUGUUACGUGCUGCAAGACACAAGCAACGCAACAAGUGACAUCUUCUUCUUCACCGUCCAAGAUCAAGGCGGAAAUAAACUGAAACCGCAGCCUUUCCGUCUCAACUGGGCCUGGAUCUCUCUGGAGAGGGAAUACUACUUAGUGGACGAAGAUGCGAAAUUUCUGGAGGUGACUCUGAAACGAAGAGGCUUUCUUGGGGAGACGUCAUUUGUCAGCAUUGCUACCGUGGAUGGCACCGCAGUGAAGGAUAAAGAUUUCCGAGGUAAAUCACAGAAACAGGUUCAGUUCAACCCAGGACAGACCACAGCAACAUGGAAGGUGAAGAUCUUUACGGACCAGGAGUUUGAGACGUCGGAAAAGUUCAACAUCCAACUCUCCGACCCUGUUAUGGCUGUGCUGGAAUUCCCCGACGUGGCCACAGUGGAGAUAGUGGACCCCGGCGAUGAGGCCACAGUGUACAUCCCUCAAGCGGAGUUCAAGAUCGAGGAGGACAUAGGGGAGCUGUUGAUCCCAGUGCGGCGGAGCGGAGAUGCGAGUCAGGAGCUAAUGGUGGUCUGCCACACACAACAAGGCACAGCCACGGGCACCGUCCCCAGCACCGUCCUGUCCUACUCUGACUACAUCACCCGCCCCGAGGACCACAACAGCGUGCUGCGAUUUGACAAGGACGAGAGGGAGAAGUUCUGCCGCGUCAUAAUCAUCGAUGACUCCCUGUAUGAGGAGGAGGAGAGCUUUAACGUCACCCUCAGUAUGCCCAUGGGCGGGCAGGUGGGCGCCAAAUACCCCAGUGCCAAAGUGACCAUCCUGGCGGACAGUGAUGAUGAGCCUUCGCUGUAUUUUGGAGAGCCUAAGUAUGUUGUGGAUGAGAGUUCUGGAUAUGUGGAGGUGAAGGUUUGGAGAACGGGCACUGAUCUGUCCAAGACGGCAACUGUCACGGUCCGCUCCAAGAAGAGUGAACCUGUUUCUGCUGAAGCUGGUCUGGAUUACGUUGGCAUCAGUCGUAACCUGGACUUCGCUCCGGGGGUGACCAUGCAGACCUUCAGGGUGACCAUCCUGGACGACCUGGGGCAGCCGGAGCUGGAGGGGCCGGAGACCUUUGACCUGGUGCUGUACAUGCCCAUGAACGCAGUGUUAGGAGAGCCCAGCAAGACCACCGUCACCAUCAACGACACUGUGACUGACUUGCCAAAGGUGCAGUUUAAAGAAGGAAGUUACAAAGUGGACGAGUCUGACGGGGAGGUCCGUGCUGUUGUGUACCGCAGUGGAGACAUCAGCCUCAAGUCCACCGUGCGCUGCUACACACGACAGGGAACAGCUCAGGUCAUGAUGGACUACACCGAGAGACCAAACACGGACGCUUCUAUCAUCACUUUUCUACCUGGGGAGAGCGAGAAGCCGUGUGUGGUGAAGCUGGAGGACGACUCGGUUCACGAGGAGAAUGAGGAGUUCCGGUUGGUUCUGGGUUCGGCCAAAAGCACGUCUCAGUACGGAGCGGCUCUGGGGGAGCAGAAGGAGACGCUGAUCUCUGUCACAGAUGAGAAAGACAAGUCGAUCAUUCGCUUCUCUGAAAUCAAAUACAGUGUCCGUGAGCCUCAGGUCAAAGGAACCAUCGCCGUCGUAAAGAUCCCCAUCCUGAGAAUCGGGGACACCUCAAAGGUCUCUGUGGUCCGGGUGCACACGAAGGACGGGUCUGCCACCUCUGGAGAAGACUACAACCCCCUGUCAGAGGACGUGGAGUUCAAGGAGGGCGAGAAGGAGCACUUUGUGGAGAUCGAGAUCCUGUUCGACGGAGAGAGAGAGAUGAGAGAAGCUUUCACCGUUCACAUGAAGCCGGAUGACAACAUGGUGGCCGAAGUGCAGAUGAACAAAGCCAUAGUUUACAUUGAGGAGAUGGACAGUGUGGCAGACGUGACGUUCCCCGCGGUUCCUCAGGUGGUUUCUCUUCUCAUGUACGACGACACGUCCAAGAUCAAGGACAGACCUUUCCCCCCCAACGGAUACCCUGUAGUUUGUGUUACGGCUUGCAAUCCAAAAUAUCACGACUUUGACAAAACCGGCUCCAUCUGCGCCGCCGAGAACAUCAACGACACCCUGACGCAGUACCGCUGGCUCGUCAGUGCACCCACGGGCUCAGACGGAGUGACCAGCCCCAUGAGGGAGGUGGACACCAACACCUUCUUCACCAACACCAAGUCCAUCACGCUGGACUCCAUCUACUUCCGCGCCGGCUCCAGGAUCCAGUGCGCCGCCAGGGCCUUCAACACCAACGGAGACGCAGGUCUGGAGCUGUCGAGUCCCAUCGUCGUCGUCAGUAAAGAAGAAGGCAUGUGUCAGCCUCGUAUUCCAGACACUGUGGGGGCAGAACCUUUCUCCGCUAAGAUCCGCUACACCGGCCCCGACGACCCAGACUUCCCCAAUCUCAUCAAACUCACCGUCAACAUGCCCCAUAUGGACGGCAUGCUCCCCGUCAUCUCCACCAGACCCCUGUCGAACUUUGAGCUGACCCUGAGCCCUGACGGGACUCGCGUGGGGAACCACCGCUGCUCCAACCUCCUCGACUUCAACGAGAUCCAGACCGGACACGGCUUCAUCACCGACGCCACCAAGAACCCGGAGAUCAUCGGAGAGACGUCCCCGUACCAGUACAGCCCCGCCAUGCGCUCCGCCAACUCCCUGCGCUUUUACAGGAACCUCAACCUGGAGGCCUGUCUGUGGGAGUUCACCAGCUACUACGACAUGUCCGAGCUGCUCAAUGACUGCGGAGGCUCCAUCGGGACGGACGGACAGGUGCUGAAUCUGGUCCAGUCCUAUGUGACGGUGCGCGUGCCCUUGUUCGUGUCGUAUGUGUUCCAUUCUCCGGUGGCGGUGGGCGGCUGGCAGCACUUUGACCUUCAGUCUGAGCUCAAACUCACGUUUGUCUAUGACACGGCCAUUCUGUGGCAGGACGGCAUCGGCAGCCCACCAGAGUCUGAACUCCAGGGCGCGAUGUACCCGACCAGCAUGAGGAUAAAUGAAGAGGGCCGCCUGGUGGUCAACUUUAAGACCGAGGCUCGUUUCAGAGGACAGUUUGUCAUGAUUCAUCCAGGCACCAGUGUUUCCUCUAUAGUGAUUUGUGCGGACCACCCUGGCCUCACCUUCUCCCUCAGCCUGGUCCGGACUGAGCCCACCUACAACCAGCCCAUGCAGCAGUGGAGUUUUGUCUCAGACUUUGCCGUGCGUGAUUAUUCUGGAACCUACACGGUGAAAUUGGUCCCCUGCAUCGCGUCGCCCAACGGGGAGUUCAGUAUCCCCCCAGUCUGUCACCCAAGGGAGCCUCUGACCUUUGACAUGGACAUUCGAUUCCAGCAGGUGUCAGAUCCAGUUGCCGCCGAGUUCAGCCUCAACACUCAAAUGUUCCUGUUAUCCAAGAAAGAGCUGUGGUUGUCUGACGGCUCCAUGGGCUUUGGAGAAGGAUCUGAUACUGCAUUUUCAGAAGGCUCUACGAUCUAUGGCCGUGUGAUGGUGGACCCGGUGCAGAACCUGGGCGAGUCCUUCUCCUGCAGCAUCGAAAAGGUGUUCCUGUGCACCGGGGCGGAUGGAUACGUGCCCAAGUACAACCCCACGAACAAAGAGUACGGCUGCCUGGCUGAUUCUCCGUCUCUGCUCUACAGAUUCAAGAUUCUGGACAAAGCUCAGCCGGAGACCCAGGCCACAGCGUUCGGUGAUGUUGCAUUCAGGGCGACUUUGGCCUAUGAUACUCCAGGAGCUCUGGCUCUGAUCAAACAGCCAGGGUCAGACGGGUUCACCCUCUCCUCCUCUCCACUCUUCCAGGUGGCUGCUGGCAGAGAAUGGUUCAUCCACACCAUCUACACCGUCCGCUCCAAAGAAAACGCCAACCGUAACAUCGGCAAACGCAGCGUGGAGUACCUGCAGCACAGCAUGUCCUCCUUCGCCCCGCCCUCUUCUCGCCACCGCCGCGCCGCCCCCGCGCUCCCCGGCCCCGCCCUCGACAUCGGCGUGGACAACAACCGCGGCACCAACAUCCAGCACAUCGCCCUGGACCGCUCGGACCGCCUGGUGAUCAGCCAGCGCCAGCCCUGGUCUCCUGGCAGGGAGCGCGAGGCUUACCAGGAGCGCCCCCUGCUGGAGAGCUCUGGCAGGGAGCCCACUGACUCCUCCAUGCUGCCCCUGCUGGUGGGACUGGCGGGUAUGAUCCUCCUGGCCUGCAUCAUCGCUGUGGUGGUGAUUCUCCUGGUGAGACGCAAGAAGAAAGAGAAGAAGCAGCCGCCCUACCACACGUCCUCGUCCUCCGCGUACCACGGCUACAGCCAGGGCACUGCCAGCAUGUGGGGCGGGUUAGACAGCUCGGAGGUCUAGUGCCAGUCACUUUGUAAAGACUCGUCUCCUCCAGCUCCUCCCGCCUUACUGACGUAGCACUGAGUCGAGCAGAUCACAUCCUGCAGACUGCACAGAAUGUUGGCGCUUCUUCAUGCCUCAAAUGUAGUUAUUUUUAUCAUAGGAGCCACUUGAAAUGUAGUUUAUAUUGAUUUGGUUGGUCAUCAGGUUGUAAAAAAUUGUUUGCAAAUGCAUGCAAGCCCAACUUAUGAGAAUUUUCUGUACCUCCGCUAAUUAGUUUACUAUUUUUAAUAUUGUGAUUCACUGUUAAUUGUUCUGUGAAGAGUAAAGAACAGACUGAAUGUUGGCUGAAACUGACUUUGAAUGAAAAUGUGUUUAGUACUGAUGCCACUGCGGGGUUUAAAAAGCCCACAGUGAAUGUACAGGCCCAGGCUUAGUAAUAAUAUUACCAUUAUGGUGUCACUGAAAGGGAUUGUAAAUGUUAUUUUUAAAAAUGCAAUUUUUUAUUUUUACAUUUUUUCUGCUAAUUAUGGGUGUAAUUGGAUGCAAAACAAUCUGUAUAUACAAUAGAAGUAAACCCUGGUGAAACUUGAAAGAACCACUCCUCAAACGGUGCAGUAUCAAAUUUAUAAUUCUAUAUUCAUAUGACCGUAUAUAUUAUGUGUUUUAUCAUCAGCUGUCUGUGCGUCAGCUGAAAUCUGGAUGAUUCUUCCGCUG